Messenger RNA from Hippocampus zosterae (dwarf seahorse), 3573 nucleotides. RefSeq names its product netrin g1a (gene ntng1a). Gene Ontology annotation, molecular function: cell-cell adhesion mediator activity. Bases 510 to 2126 code for a protein of 538 amino acids. The transcript is spliced from 8 exons. Lineage: Eukaryota; Metazoa; Chordata; Actinopteri; Syngnathiformes; Syngnathidae. The record is from RefSeq and is a predicted model, not a curated record.
CUUGAUCAUCCAAACAGAGCAAUGGUGAUGUGCGCGGCGAGCCUACCGAGACUGACGUGCCAACUCGCCACUUUGCGUCUCGUGCGAGAGCGCGUCUUAAAACGCGUCGUUCUUCAUUCGUGUUCAUUCCGCUGAACUUGUUGAUGAGCGCCGGGACCUUGGAGAGCAUGUGCGCCAGGGGACUUUCGACGCUUUUCCAGACCACCACACAGGACGAACACAAUGAGUGACCAGAGAAGCUGAGGAGACCUGUCACACGUCUUAUCAACACGUCAAAGGGGCUAUCUGCUUCUCGCCUCUUCCAUCAGCCUCCCUCCAGCUUGUCCUCUCCUCAAUGGGCUGUGAGCCCUAAAGAGACACAAAGAGUCAAAAGAAAAGAAGACGCCUUUAAGAAGACAUGUCUCCCCAUUCCCGUUGAGCGAGUAUCUCUCAUUGGAAGCGGCAGUAGGAGAGGGGAUCCUCGCUUUAUAAGUCUUUCUAAGGAGAAGGGGCCUGAGAGAGGACCAGUCAUGCGUCUCUAUUUGGCAUUGGCGCUUCAGGCGUUGUGGACUGGUGUUUGCCAGGCUGCCAUACAGCACUACCCUGCGGCUUGGGGCCACUACGACGUGUGCAAAUCCCAGAUCUACUCAGACGAAGGACUAACCUGGGACUACAUGGCCUGCCAGCCGGAGACGGCGGACAUGACCCAGUACCUGAAGGUCAUGCUUGAUCCACCCAACAUCACCUGUGGAAAUCCUCCUGAGACAUACUGCGCGCUGGAAAAUCCCUACAUGUGUAAUAAUGAAUGUGACGCCAGUACUGAGGAGCUCGCCCACCCUCCGGAACUCAUGUUUGACAUCGAGGGACGCAACCCCACGACGUUCUGGCAGUCCACGUCCUGGAAAAGGUAUCCAAAGGCGCUCCUGGUCAACAUCACGCUGUCUUGGAACAAGACCAUCGAGCUGACAGAUGAUAUCGUCCUCACGUUUGAGUCAGGCAGACCAGAACAGAUGGUACUGGAAAAGUCGCUGGACUAUGGACGUAGCUGGCAGCCCUAUCAGUUCUAUGCCACUGACUGUCUGGAUGCCUUCACCAUGGAGCCCAAGACGGUGCAGGAUCUGACCCAGCAUACUCUGCUGGACAUCAUCUGCACUGAGGACUACUCUCGAGGUUAUGUGUGGAAGUAUGACAAAACAGUUCGCUUUGAGAUCAAGGACCGCUUUGCGCUGUUCGCCGGUCCGCAACUCCACAACAUGGCGUCACUUUAUGGCCAACUGGACACCACCAAGAACCUGCGAGACUUUUUCACCAUCACCGACCUGAGAAUCCGUCUGCUGCGACCUGCCACUGGAGCCACAAUGGUGGAUGAGAACAACCUGUCCAGAUACUUCUACGCCAUUUCUGACAUUAAAGUCCAGGGCAGGUGCAAGUGCAACCUUCACGCCAACAGCUGCGUGUUUGACAAAGAGAAGCUGAGCUGCGAGUGUGAGCACAACACCACCGGGCCCGAUUGUGGCCGCUGUAAGAGGAACUACCAAGGCAGAGCGUGGAGUGCCGGCUCCUACUUGCCCAUCCCGAAAGGCACUGCGAAUAUAUGUAUUCCUAAUAACAUUGGUCCUGUUAACUGCGAAUGCUUCGGCCACUCCAACCGUUGCAGCUACAUCGAGCUGCUAAACACGGUUAUUUGCGUGAGCUGCAAGCACAACACUAGGGGGCAGCACUGCCAGCUAUGCAAGCUGGGCUUCUAUCGCAAUGCUUCGGCAGAACUGGAUGAUGAAAAUGUUUGCAUAGAGUGUAAUUGUAAUCCCUUUGGCUCAGUCAGUGAUCGCUGUAAUGGCACAGGAUAUUGUAUAUGUAAGGAGGGCACUACAGGGCCUAAGUGUCACGAGUGUCUGCCCGGCUAUAUGUGGGACGAUGGCUGCAAAUCUCGGGUAUGUGACAACGAGCUCAUGCGCUGCCAAAACGGCGGCGUGUGCAUCAGCAACGUCCGCUGCAACUGCCCCUCGGCCUACACGGGCCUGCUGUGCGAGAAGCCGCUGUGCGAGUCGGAGCUGGGGGGUUGUCGAGGUGCCAGUUCGGGACAACGCCCUCUGAGGCCCGCGUCCUCCUUUGUUCUACUGCUACUUCUGGGCUUGGCACUUCACUAAAGAGACCGACCUGGUGGGACCAAUUUAACCCCACGCCCCCCCACCCCUGCCACUCCCCCCCCCCCCCCCCCCCGCACACACAAACAGCCUUCACCUCACCGACCGACCCCAUCCCUCUUUCGAAUAACCCACGACCAUUCGAGCAGAACAAUCGUGAGCUUUGUGGACUGUACUACACCAGCUUCUUCUUUGAGCAGCCUCAGCGGACACUGAUGUGAAAAGGAAUGUGCCGGAUCAGUGAGUGCAAACUCUUUUUGUUCAUACAAUAUCAAAGAAUAUAUACAAAAAAAAAGUAAAUGUAUACUUGUAAAAAUGCCAAAAUAAUCUUGAAAUUGAACGUAAAAGGGUGCAAUGAACAAUGAAACCCCCGCCCCCCCCCCCCCCCUCCCUCCCAAACCCACCCCGACCAACCGCUCCGGCUCAUCCUUCCUCUAAGCCAUCCAGGUGCUUAAGCUCCCCACCAGUCGGAGCGAAUAACUGAAGAGGACUUCCUCUGUUAUCGCCACGGCAACAACGGCGGCAACCAAUUGACUGGCACGAGCCGACCGAGGCUGCCGAGACCCCCUUUUGGGGACGUUCGUGUCAGCUUAAGGUUGGCCGGACUAGUUGAGGAAGACAAAACAAAGAAAUAUUUCCCUGGGCUUCUUCAAUAUAAUGUCCGUCGGGGAGGACAAACGCAGAAGGUGUUCUUCGCCCUGUGCAUUAUGGAUGGAAAGAAAGGUGCGCAGACUGCCACGUUGCGGCGCGUAAACUUUCCACCCGUUUUUCUGCCUUCAAAGCUCAUGCUCCUCAUCCUUCCCCUCGCCGUGCUGCCACUGACCUGUGCUUUUGUGAAUCUUACUCUGUCAAACCCUCGUCGCUUGAAGGAUUCUUUUUUUUUCUUUCUUUUUCUUUUUUUUUUGUCAAAUGUUGGUGAUGCACAUGUGUAAGAAUCCUCUCCGUUUCUCUCUCUCUCUCUCUCUCUCUCUAUCGGCUCUCCCAUCAUCUUUCCUCCUCCAAUAAGCGCCACUAAAGCUGUCUGAUUCUUUUCUAUUAGACUCUCUGCUCUCUUGACCCGGUCAGGGGAUAGUUUUCCACACGACGGGUGGAUAGAAAAUCAUCGAUGUAUUUACAGGUUCACUUCUAAACUGAGAAAACAAAACAAGUAAUGUAGUACUUUUGUAUCUUUGCUGAACUGUGACAAAAAAAAGGCAAAUUUAAUGUAUGUAUACAACACCCGAAAUGCAGUAUUUUUUUUUUUCUUUUUCUACCCCAUUCAUCUUUAUUUCAUGCUUUUAGUUCUACGGGUCAUUUUCCUUUUUGUUGGCAAUGUGCUGGCGUCAAAGAAUAUCAGUUUACAUCCAGUAUUUAAAAAAAAAGUGUAUUACAAUCUCACCAAAGGACAUUCUAAAUGUCAUGUUCUCGCGUAAACGCUUGAGGAUUUAAGUGAAUAAAAGCUUCAAAGUGA